This is a messenger RNA of Calypte anna (Anna's hummingbird), 2745 nucleotides long. It is a transcript of the gene PTCHD1, whose product is annotated as patched domain containing 1. Bases 1 to 2745 code for a protein of 914 amino acids. The transcript is spliced from 3 exons. Lineage: Eukaryota; Metazoa; Chordata; Aves; Apodiformes; Trochilidae. Gene Ontology annotation, biological process: chemical synaptic transmission; cognition. The record is from RefSeq and is a predicted model, not a curated record. Gene Ontology annotation, cellular component: synapse; plasma membrane.
AUGGUCUUGCGGGGGCCGUGGGCAAGCUGCGGGGGCCCCGGCGAGGCGCUUGCCCUCCUGCGCGCCCUCCGCACUAGGAUGUUGCGGCAGGUCUUACACAGGGGGCUGGGGACGUCCUUCUCCCGGCUCGGCCACUUCGUCGCCAGCCACCCGGUGUUCUUCGCCUCGGCGCCCGUGCUCAUCUCCAUCCUGCUGGGCGCCAGCUUCAGCCGCUAUCAGGUGGAGGAGAGCGUGGAGCACCUCCUGGCCCCCACGCACAGCCUGGCUAAGAUCGAGAGGAACCUGGUGGACAGCCUCUUCCCGGUGAACCGCUCCAAGCACCGGCUCUACUCCGACCUGCAGACGCCGGGGAGGUACGGCAGGGUGAUCAUCACCUCUUUCCGUAAGGCCAACAUGCUGGACCAGCACCACACCGAUCUCAUUCUCAAGCUGCACUCUGCUGUGACCAGGAUCCAAGUUCAAAGACCUGGUUUCAAUUACACGUUUGCCCAUAUAUGUAUCCUGAACAAUGACAAGACAUGCAUAGUGGACGACAUAGUGCAUGUACUGGAGGAAUUAAAGGCUGCUCGUUCUUCUAAUCGAACUAAUUUUGCAAUCACUUACCCGAUUACUCACUUAAAGGAUGGCAGGGAAGUGUAUAAUGGGCAUCAGCUUGGUGGGGUUACUGUGCACAGCAAAGACCGGGUGAAGUCUGCAGAAGCCAUUCAGCUCACCUACUACUUGCAGGCAAUCAACUCCUUGAAUGACAUGGUGGCAGAGAAGUGGGAAUCCAUUUUUUGUGACACUGUUGAACUUUUCCAGAAAUCCAACAGGAAGGUGAAAAUGUAUCCUUUCACUUCUUCUUCGCUGAAGGAGGAUUUCCAGAAGACGAGCAGGGUGUCAGAACGCUACCUGAUCACAAGCUUGGCCCUUGUGGUCACCUUGGCCAUUCUCUGCUGCUCCAUGCAGGAUUGUGUCCGCAGCAAACCCUGGCUUGGCCUGCUGGGAUUGCUGACUGUGACCCUUGCCACCCUGACUGCUGCUGGGAUCAUCAAUCUCACUGGUGGGAAAUACAAUUCCACCUUCCUGGGAAUCCCCUUCGUCAUGUUAGGUCAUGGGUUAUAUGGGACUUUUGAAAUGUUGUCCUCCUGGAGAAAAACUAGAGAAGACCAACACGUAAAAGAGAGGACUGCAGCUGUAUUUGCAGACUCCAUGCUCUCGUUUUCUCUCACCACUGCCAUGUACCUGGUCACUUUUGGGAUAGGUGCCAGUCCCUUCACUAACAUUGAAGCAGCCAGGAUUUUCUGCUGCAAUUCCUGUAUUGCAAUUUUCUUCAACUACCUCUAUGUACUCUCCUUUUAUGGUUCCAGCCUCGUGUUUACUGGCUACAUAGAAAACAACUACCAGCAUAGUAUCUUCUGCAGAAAGGUACCAAAGCCAGAGGUGUUGCAAGAGAAGCCUGCAUGGUAUAGGUUUCUUCUGACAGCCAGAUUCAGCGAGGACACGGCAGAUUCAGAGGAAACAAACACUUACGAGAGUCAUCUUUUGGUGUGGUUCCUGAAACGCUAUUAUUGUGACUGGAUAACAAACACUUACGUCAAGCCUUUUGUAGUUCUCUUUUACCUUGUUUAUAUUUCCUUUGCCUUAAUGGGCUACCUGCAGGUCAGUGAAGGGUCAGACCUGAGCAACAUCGUAGCGACCGCGACGCGGACCAUUGAGUAUACGACUGCCCAGCAGAAGUAUUUCAGUAACUACAGCCCCGUGAUUGGGUUUUACAUCUACGAGUCCAUUGAGUACUGGAACACCAGUGUCCAGGAGGAUGUGCUGGAGUAUACCAAGGGCUUUGUGAGGAUAUCUUGGUUUGAAAGCUACUUAAAUUACCUUAGGAAACUCAACAUAUCUACAGGAUUGCCCAAGAAGAACUUCACUGAUAUGUUGAGGAACUCCUUCCUGAAGGCCCCUCAGUUUGCCCAUUUUUCAGAGGAUAUCAUCUUUUCAAAGAAAUACAACAACGAAGUUGAUGUCGUGGCCUCCAGGAUGUUCUUGGUGGCUAAGACAAUGGAAACCAAGAGGGAAGAACUUUAUGACCUCCUGGAGACCCUGAGGAAGCUCUCUCUCACCUCCAAGGUGAAAUUCAUUGUUUUCAAUCCAUCAUUUGUGUACAUGGAUCGCUAUGCCUCUUCAGUGGGAGCCCCCUUACAAAACUCCUGCAUUAGUGCUUUAUUUCUGCUCUUCUUCUCUGCAUUCCUGGUGGCAGAUUCUCUGAUCAAUGUCUGGCUCACUCUAACUGUUGCCUCGGUUGAGUUUGGAGUUAUAGGUUUUAUGACCUUGUGGAAAGUGGAACUAGAUUGUAUUUCUGUGUUGUGCUUAAUUUACGGAAUUAAUUAUACAAUUGACAACUGUGCUCCACUGUUAUCAACCUUUGUCCUGGGCAAAGAGCUCACAAGAACUAAAUGGGUGAAAAAUGCCCUGGAAGUGCAUGGGGUAGCUAUUUUGCAGAGCUACCUCUGCUAUAUUGUUGGUCUGAUUCCUCUUGCAGCUGUGCCUUCAAAUCUGACCCGUACACUGUUCAGGUGCUUGUUUUUAAUAGCAUUAGUCACCUUCUUUCACUGCUUUGCCAUUUUACCUGUGAUACUGACUUUCCUGCCACCAUCCAAGAAGAAGAGGAAAGACAAGAAGAAUCCUGAAAACCGUGAGGAAAUAGAAUGCGUUGAAAUGGUGGAUAUGGAUAGCACCCGAGUGGUUGACCAAAUUACAACAGUCUAA